AUGGCUGAAGGAAGAAGGGAACCCAUCUACAACUUCCAGACCCUGCCUGGAUUCCGGUACCGGCUGGUGGUGGUGGCUGAGGAACGGGUAGGGGAGAAUUGGGUCGUUCGUUCUCAGAACGACCUGAGCACCUUCUCCCCUUUCGACCGCAAUGGGGCCCGUGAGAUCGUCAACCGGGUGCGGCAGGAGUAUGAAGGGAUGGGACGCCGCCGCACCGCCCAGAUGUCUACGGCAACGAGACCUCGCCGACGGGCCCCACAGCCACCAUCACCACCGCCACCUUACUCCCCGGCGACACCUGCAUUGCCACCACCAAUGACCCCAUUGGCACCAGCGGAGGAAUACAGUCCGGUGCCGAUGAGCGAGUCGCCAGUGUCGCCGGUGGAGUAUUCACCAAGAUCACCGUCCCCGGCACCACCUCCAAGCCCGGCGCAGAGUCCAUCGCUGUUGGUCCCCGACACACCGCCACCAUCACCGCCAAGACCAGCAGACCCUGCAAGACCCCCACCACCUACCAUCCGGUCCGCAGGGAGGACUCCGCCACCGAGGCCAGCCCACGCACCUGUGGCAAGUCAUCCCCCUAGGAACCACCCAAUGACUGUCCCUGGCUGGGCAGUUAGGGCGGUUCCUAUCUGGUUUAAGUGCCCUGUCUGCUGGCAAGACAGGGUACACUCCGGAAUUACGUGUGGGGGAUGUGGGCAGCGCCCAGCUUGCUGCAUGUGUGUGGAGCAGUUAGCGGAGAGGAGACAGACCCGGGGACGGUGCCCGUUAUGCCGGUUUACCGGAUCCAGGCAUUGA
Messenger RNA from Ostrea edulis (European flat oyster), 798 nucleotides. RefSeq lists its product as uncharacterized. Bases 1 to 798 code for a protein of 265 amino acids. The record is from RefSeq and is a predicted model, not a curated record. The transcript has a single exon. Lineage: Eukaryota; Metazoa; Mollusca; Bivalvia; Ostreida; Ostreidae.